Tachysurus fulvidraco (yellow catfish) is the source of this 942-nucleotide messenger RNA. RefSeq names its product polyadenylate-binding protein 1-like. Bases 147 to 803 code for a protein of 218 amino acids. The record is from RefSeq and is a predicted model, not a curated record. Gene Ontology annotation, cellular component: cytosol. The transcript has 5 exons. Gene Ontology annotation, molecular function: mRNA binding. NCBI's taxonomy places the organism in Eukaryota, Metazoa, Chordata, Actinopteri, Siluriformes, Bagridae.
UGAGCAUGCAAACAUUCAAAAACAAACAUUCAAAAACAAACAACUAAACACAUCGCUGAGCAAAAACACAGACUUCAAUUACCACAAAAGUUUUUCGGUUUUUCUUCAGACUUUUUCCAAUUACAAUUUCCAACUCUGUGCCUACUAUGGAGCCUGAUCCUAUGUAUGAACUACAACAGUCUACAUCUCCAUCUGCUAAAAAACUUACAUGGGGUGAAAUCAUGGAUGCUGAAGACAAUGCGCUGGAGAAUGUAGCACCCUUCUGUUUCUAUAAUCCCUGGAGCACAGAUAAAAUCAACCAGGUAGAGGAGCAGAAAGUGGAGAUGAAGAAUGUAGAGAAGAGGGUAGAGGAGCAGAAGGUAGAGGAGCAGGCCAAAGUCAUGCAGAUGGCUGUUAAACACAAGAAGCUCCAUAAGGAACGUCUCAGCAAGAACACUAAGACAGUAAAACUACUGCUGAGGAACGUUGACUCCAAUGUGGAUGACAGACGGCUACAAGAAGAAUUCCACCCUUUUGGAACUGUCAUCAAUGCAAAGAUCAAUAUGGAGAAUGGCCGCCCCAAAGGCACUGGCUUUGUCACUUUCACAUCUGCUGAUGAAGCCAGAAAUGCCAUCAUUAAGAUGAAUGGCAGAGUUUUAGGAAGCAGGCCACUGUACAUAAGUCCAGUUCAGAGCAAGGAGGUACAUGGAGCAAGGCACAGAGAGAGGAUGGAGAGGAGCCAAAAAGAACCCCAUCCAAAUCCACACCAGGCUCAAAAGUACAUCCAGCUACAGCGUCGCUCUGUUGCACAGGCUAUCAGAUGAAUGGACCUCGAACGUGUUUAAAAUGUUUAUUGGACUUCUACUGUUUUUUGACAAUCACUGAUUUUUACAUUUAUAUCCAAUCAAUUUAACAUUGAUAUUGUGUACAUUUUUUAUAUCAUUUAUAAUUAAUAUAAUUUAU